Molecule: messenger RNA, 6262 nt
Organism: Nylanderia fulva
Lineage: Eukaryota; Metazoa; Arthropoda; Insecta; Hymenoptera; Formicidae
Source: RefSeq, a predicted model, not a curated record
GAAAAGGAAAGAAGAAUAGUACUUCCUUCUCUCUUGCUGAAUCUCGAUUACUUUUAAUCAUCCUCGAUGAAUCCAAAUUAACAAUUUCAUCCUCAGAGUAUUUUACCGGGACAUUUAUAAUGUCUUCGGUCCAGCGUGCAUUUGCUCACAAAUUAAACAAACAACAUGCUGCUGAUGUGAGACGGCAGAUUGCUACUUCUACUUCCUAUUCACGUGAUUUGUCAAAAAGUGGCAGCAGUGUAUCAGGAUUUUCUUCCACGAUGUCCUUAUGUGAGGUGCUAGAACCACUUGAUUAUGAGGAAUUCUUAGCACAACACCAAUCUGUACUGGACCGUGAUCCCUUAAAACCAAUAUUAGAUUUUCCACCAGGAGAUGUUGAAUUGAGAGUUGUAAAAAGGAAAAUUCGAACAGAAGAGCCAGUAAUUCCACAUGAAUCACUAGACACUGUGUCACCUUAUGUAAAGAGAUGUAUUGAGAGUUUUACUUCAGACUGGAUGGUAAUACAUCGUAAAUACAAAGGAAGAAUCUCGCCAAUUGCUAGAGACAGAUUGCUUCAGGAUACACCUAAACAAGAUUUCGAGGUAGAUCAAGAAGAUACAAAUGGCUGUGGAUCACCAAACGAGGAAGACGAUUUAUCCAAUUGCGGAGACACUCCAAGAGGAUCUUGGGCAAGUCUGGAUUUGCGGCAUUCGCAGCAUGAUCCGCUUUUGCCGAGUUUAUUAGAUCGUGUCUGUCUCGAGACGAUUGAUCAGAUGAACGAACAAAAGAGAUUGGAGGAUCGACAGGAAGCUUUAUUUCCGCUUUAUGCCCCUCCGACAUCUUCUGACGACGAGUGGCAAGAAAUUAGUGUUGCUCCCGAACCUACAGAGCCUUUCGCUCACAAAAUUCUCGUAAAAUGUUUGCAAUUAAAGUUGGAACUGGAAGUAGAGCCAAUAUUUGCGAGCUUCGCAUUGUAUGAUGCUAGAGAAAAGAAAAAGUUUUACGAAUAUUUUUAUGUCGACAUGAAUUCCGAAGGAUUAAAAAGAAUGCUUGGAGGACACAUCGCUUAUAGUGAUGCGAGCACUUUAGCUAGAAGCUGCGUUCUGAGUAUUAACAAACCUAGUCCCGAUUUGUUUCUUGUCGUACGGUUGGAGAAAGUAUUGCAGGGUGAUAUUUCGGAGUGUGCUGAGCCUUAUUUACGCGAAGAUAAAAAUAAAGAUAAGGUCAGAGCUGCUGCUGCCGCUGCGUGCGAACGUUUAGGUCGCUACAGAAUGCCUCUCGCGUGGACUGCGAUUCAUUUAUCUGGUGUAAUUGGAGGCGGUGGCGAUGCAGAUAGCACUGGCAGUGCUGGUUCCUUAGACAGAAAGUCAGGCAGUUUGGAACAGUGGCGCAAGAAAGUGGAACCGCCAACGAGGCGAGGUUCCUUAGAAAGACGGAGUUCGGACAAAAGACGCAGUUGGUCUCCGGAUGAUUUUGCCAACUGUCUCGACAGCUUUAGGCCCAUUACGUUGACUGUCUCAAGCUUCUUUAAACAAGAAAGCGAACGACUCCGCGACGAAGAUCUCUAUAAACUUUUGGUCGAAUUGCGAAAACCUGGUUCUAAUUUGAAACGAUUAAAGUGCUUACCAGGAAUAUUGAAAUUGGAUCUCAGUCCUAGACCGGAGGAGCUACCUAGGUGUUUGGAUCCUGAUCUCAGAAGAUUAGUUCCGUAUCCGGAUGAGAAGAGUCGACCAGUUAAAGAGAUACUCGAGUUCCCAAGCGAAGUUAUUUCACCAGAUUUGACUUAUCGUAAUCUUCUAUAUCUUUAUCCCAAGGAAGCGAAUUUCAGUUCAAGGACUGGUUCAGCUCGUAAUAUCGCCGUAAGAAUUCAGCUUAUGGGAGGUGAACAAGAAGCCGAUGCACUUACAGCUAUCUUCGGCAGAUCAUCGUGUCCCGAAAUGACACAUGAGUACUUUACUUCUGUAUCAUAUCACAAUAAGAACCCCAACUUUUAUGAUGAAGUCAAGAUGAGAUUGCCCGCGGACUUAAGCGCUAAACAUCAUUUAUUGUUCACAUUUUAUCAUAUCAGUUGUCAAAAAAAAGCAGAACAACCGAACGUUGAAACAGCAGUUGCUUAUACGUGGCUACCGCUUUUAAGAGACGGUCAUCUUCAAUCAGGCGAAUUUAGCUUGCCUGCUAUGUUGGAUCCGCCGCCUGCAAAUUAUUCCUACAUCGCACCUGAUGUUCUUCUGCCAGGUACUCGAUGGGUGGACGCUCAUCGAGGAGUUUUUACUGUCAUAUUGGAGCCUGUUUCCAGCGUUCAUCCACAAGAUAAAUAUAUCGAUAGAUUUUUAUCGUUAUGUGGUUUUUUGGAAACCGGACAAGUUCCGCCUCGCAUAGGCGAAGCGGGCAUGGAAUCGGAAUUGAAAUCGGCCCUGCUCGAAUUAGCGCGUGCCUCGCAUUCUGCUUUGGUGCGAUCUCUUCCUCAAUUACUGGAUCAAUUGUUGUGUCUUCUCGUGCGACCACCAACCUUGCCUUCUCAGCCGUUGAACGUCGCCGCUACAAUUUUCGAGGCUCUAGGUUUACUCGUGCGAAAUAUCACUAAUCUACCGGACGGUCAACUGGAUGCACAUGGAAGACAUGCGCUUUUGGCUACGUACAUCGCGUAUCAAUGUUCUCUGCCAAGUAUGUCUAAUGGCGGAGGUGUCGCACGAGCGCAGAGUAAUCAUCUGCCUUUGGAAGAUUUGGAAAUGGAGAUUCAUUCGCGUGGAUUGGACAGAACCGCGUCGAUGCGACAGGAAUCCCCUUCGAUUAACAGUCAUCCUACCAGAAGACUUUUGCACGAGGAGCUCGCCUUACACUGGGUCGUGUCUACCGGUCAGGCACGCGAAUUGGCGAUAAUUCAUUCUUGGUUUUUCCUAGAGUUGAUAGUACGCUCGAUGGUCGUUACAAUGUCCGAGACGAGUACUUUGGAAGCUCCACGAAAACUGAGAUUCUCGCCACAGUUUUGCGACGAUGUUGCGACGCUCGCCGCUGCUUUGACAUCCGAGGUGACAUCACGUUGCGGCAAAGAAAUACGCGUGGCAUCUAAUUUAAUAUCAAGCCUUGGUAAUUUUUUGUCCGAUUUAUUGUCCGUGAUGGACAGGGGAUUUGUUCUGUCACUCAUUCGCGCCGCUUGUUGCUCAUUGUCGGAGCAAUCGAUGCACAUUUCCGAUUCAGCGGCGUUGUGCUUGAAACUCGAUCUCGUGAGAACCGUAUGCUCGCACGAACACUACGUGGCAUUGAAUCUUCCUUUCGGCACAGGCUACACUUCCGGUUCCGCUCCGGCGUCACCAAGCCCAUCGACCGGUAGUUCAGGCAGUCUGAUUUCCACCCUCGUGCCCGGGGAUAGAGUUAGAUUUUCGGAACUCAGUCAAGAAUUCAGACAGCAACACUUUUUGGUCGGCAUUAUUCUGUCUGAUUUCGCGAAUACCCUGGAAAUUCCAAAUCCAAUGCUGCAGAAUAAAGCUAUUGGGAGCAUACGGCAUCUUAUGAGUUGUCACGACGCUGAUUCGCGAUAUUCUGAUCCUGCAGCGAAAGCCAGAGUCGCUGCACUUUAUCUGCCUUUACUCAAUAUUUUAAUGGACGCUCUACCCCAACUUUAUCACUGGGAUUCCAAAGAUAAAAGUGUUUAUCCGGAUGAAUCCGGAUCCAUCACGCAGUCGGUAGCUUUGGCCAUUGCCGGUGGAGCAUCGGCAGACACUGCGGGAAAUCAAUGUCGCGUGUCCUUGAGCUCGGAGGCUACUCGACAUCUAUUAAUGUGUGUCUUAUGGGUACUCAAAGGAUUGGAGCGAACCGCGCUAGCGCAAUGGUGCUCCGAACUUAGUGCAAGACGUAUCUUGAGUUUAUUGCAAGUAUUGAAUAUUGCUACCGCCGCUUUUGAAUACAAAGGCAAAAAAGCGCUGAAAAGAUUGCCACCUCAAGCUGCGGUCACUAGCGACAUUAGAUCGCGGUUGGAAGACGUGAUCCUCGGUCAGGGAAGUGCCAGGAGUGAGAUGAUGUUGCGAAGGAAGGAAAGAAUAACUGGCGACAAGUUGAGAUGGCGCAAGGACCAAAUGCCUUACAGAUCAUGCGAACAGCCGGAAGGUAGAGCUGUAGAACAAGAUGCUCACAUAGAAGGGGCUUUAGCGGCUGAAGCUUCUCUUGUUGUAUUAGACACUUUAGAAUCUGUAGUUCAAGCUGACGGUGGUGGAGGAGCAGUUGUUGGAGCGGUGUUAAAAGUGCUGUUGAGAGCGUUGGCUAGAAAUCAAAGUACAUCAGUACUUCAGCACAUGUUUAAUACACAGCGAGCUCUAGUUUUCAAGUAUCAUAGCGCAUUGUUCGACGAGGAAAGCGAACGCUGCGGAGAUUUAUGCUUAACAUUGCUCACUCGAUGCAGCUCGCCGUUAAGCGCCGUCAGAAGUCACGCAGCUGCCAGUCUAUACUUGCUGAUGCGACAAAAUUUCGAAAUUGGGAAUAAUUUUGCACGGGUCAAGAUGCAAGUCACAACGUCUUUAUCCGCUCUCGUUGGAAGAGGAAGAGCUCCUAGCGAAGGAGCAUUACGUAGAGCAUUGAAAACAGUGCUGGUGUAUGCUGAAAGGGAUACGGAGCUUGCAGAUACGAGCUUCCCCGAACAAGUCAAGGAUCUACUAUUCAAUCUUCAUAUGAUUCUUUCCGAUACUGUUAAAAUGAAGGAGUUCCAAGAGGAUCCCGAAAUGCUGUUAGAUUUAAUGUAUAGAAUCGCCAAAGGCUAUCAAGGAUCACCCGAUCUUCGACUGACUUGGCUCGCAAACAUGGCGCAACAGCACAUGGAAAGAAAGAAUCACACGGAAGCAGCGAUGUGUUUGGUACAUAGUGCUGCUCUGGUAGCGGAAUAUCUUCAUCUAUUAGAACCUGGUGGCGGCGGUCGGCCUGUAGGAGCCGUCGCUUUGAAUGCUGUGACACCAAACGCCUGGAGGAAAGCGCCGUAGGCGAUGAUUGUUGGCUAGAGAGAAGAAGGACUUUGUUUAGGUCCUGACUUUUCAGAAAGCGGAUUGGCAGGAUUAUUGGAACACGCGGCUAGUUCUUUUCACGCAGCUGGAAUGUACGAAGCUAUACCUGAUGUCUACAGAGUGUUGCUUCCUAUAGCCGAAGCUGCACACGACUAUAAGAAGUUAGCUAACAUUCACGGCAAACUUCACGAGGCGUAUACGCGGGUGGAACAGUUGGCCGGCAAACGCGUCUUUGGGACGUAUUUUAGAGUUGGUUUUUACGGUGUCAGAUUCGGUGAUCUUGCCGGCGAAGAAUUUGUCUACAAAGAACCGACCUUGACAAAACUCCCAGAAAUAUUUUCACGACUCGAGAACUUUUACGCUGAGAGAUUUGGAGCGGACAAUAUAGUGAUAAUAAAGGAUUCGAAUCCUGUGGACCCUAGCAAAUUGGAAUCGGAUAAGGCUUACGUGCAGAUCACUUAUGUGGAACCGUAUUUUGAGGCGCACGAACUCAGACAUAGACCUACAGUUUUCCAUCGGAAUUUUAAUAUAAAACGAUUCGUUUAUGCGACACCCUUCACUCCUGGUGGCAAGGCGCAUGGUGAGCUGCGCGAACAAUGCAAACGAAAACAAUAUUAACGGUGGCAACACAUUUCCAUAUCUGAAACUAGAAUUCGAGUCGUAGCUCGGAAGCAGAUAGUUCUGAGUCCUAUUGAAGUAGCAAUCGAAGAUAUACAAAAAAAACUGCUGAAGGUGGCUGCAGCAACUGCUCAGGAACCACCCGACGCAAAAAUGUUGCAGAUGGUUCUUCAAGGUUGCAUUGGCACGACUGUCAAUCAAGGACCUGCCGAGGUAGCGGUCGUAUUUUUAUCUGGUUUACGCGAACAGAACGCGCAGCCGAGCAGAUUGCAACACAAGCUUCGUCUGUGCUUCAAAGAUUUCCAGAAAAAGUGUCUGGAUGCUUUACGACGUAAUAAGAAUCUAAUUGGUCCUGAUCAGCGGGAUUAUCAGCGAGAACUCGAGAGAAAUUACCAAAGAUUGACUGAACGAUUGGCACCUCUCAUCGCUUGGAGCGGACCAUCUUUAAUUAAUAAUAAUCAGCAAACUAUACCGGCAACCUCGCCGCGUUGGUAAUGAAACCCUGCCCAUAAAUUACCAAAGACAACUGUAUUCAACUAUUUAUCAUGUAUGAGAUUGUCAAUUUAUAUACGGCUGAUUCUACUUAUCAUAUUGUGAGAAAUAUUCGUUGAAUCCUUGCUUUAUAACAAAGUUAAAAUUAUUUAAAAUUAUUUUUUAAAUAAAUGUAACAGCUAGAA